UCUACAAAACAAGAGGUGACAAGAAUAUUUUAUUUUAUCAAAUACUUAAUGAAAUCGCGUAAACAAACAAAAAUUAUCGGAAAGAGAGAGAAAAAAUAUUGUAAUUUAUUUUAGGGGACUAUUUAUGUGUCCACACACAUUAAAUAUCUUGAUACGUCUGUAUUGGCUCUUGCAUUCCCUUUUGCACCUUUGCCAAAAUUUAUUUCGGGAAAGAGGCGCCAUGAAUGAGGCAGUUGGCCAGCGUGGAAGGAAGCUGGCCAUGGCACCGACCUUCAUUUAUCAUUCCCGCACCAGUCAAACCAACGAUCAUCCAUCGCCAAUCAUUUUCUACUUCCCAAUUGAUUUUUCUUCAAACACCGCCGCUGGAGUACGAUAUCAGAUUCACAGUUCUCCACAUUGCUUUUGACUCCCACGGAUUCGACAAUUCGGAGUUUUGUCGGAAAAUGGGGAAGAAGAAGGUGAUGUUGCCUGCUAGUGAAGUCGAUUUGACGACGGUGAAGUACGUGCCGGAAAAAAUUCAAGCUCCACAUUUGACUGGGGUUGGGUUGCAGUUGUUUGUCAAGUUAGCUGAAGCGCCAGGGAUCGGGUCAUUGAUUAUGGAACACUUGAAGAAUCAGAAUCGAGUAGUAGAGAUGUUGAAAAAUACCGUCAUUCCAGAGACUCCCAUGUUUAAGCCUGAGUUCCCGCUUCAAGACCCAGAGCACUGUGUAUCUUUCUUGGAAGAAGAUGGGAACCCUCAAGACAGAGUUGGCGUUGCCUUAAACUGUCUCCCACAUUAUGAUCCCAUGAGCAACUGGAGCUCUAGUUCGAAUGUGUCAUUCCGCUACUGGAAGAUUCGUGACUAUGCUCAUGCAUAUAGAUCAAAGUUAACAACUCCAUCAGUGGUUGCUGAGCACUUUAUCUCAUCCAUGGAGGAGUUUGACAAUAAGAACCCAAUGUCCCCCCUAUUGAUAUCGUUCAACCCUGAUGAGGUCAGAAAGCAGGCUACAGCUUCCACACAAAGAUUUGAGGAUGGAAACCCAUUGUCAAUCUUGGAUGGAAUUUUUGUGGCAAUUAAGGAUGACAUUGAUCUCAACCAUCAUUAUACAAAGGCUGCUACAACAUGGUUGCACGAGGUUUAUAAAGUUGAAAAAGAUGCUGUUUGUGUUUCAAGAUUACGCAGCUGUGGUGUCAUUUUGGUUGGUAAGGCAAAUAUGCAUGAGUUAGGCCUGGGCACAACAGGAAACAAUCCUAAUCAUGGGACAACAAGAAACCCCCAUGCUCUUGAAAGGUACACUGGUGGAUCAUCGUCAGGCCCUGCAGCAAUUGUAGCUUCUGGAUUGUGUUCUGCUGCACUAGGAACAGAUGGCGGAGGUUCAAUACGGAUUCCUUCUUCCCUAUGCGGUGUUGUUGGCUUGAAGACAACAUAUGGACGUACUGACAUGAGAGGAGCAACAUGUGGCUCUGGGACUGUGGAGAUCAUUGGACCCAUCACAGCAACCGUCGAAGAUGCUAUUCUUAUGUAUUCAGCAAUUUUAGGAGCCUCUCCUGUUGAUAGAAUUUCUUUAAAACCGGACAAACCUUGUUUACCUAAUUUAUCUUCAAAUGGAAGUUUGGAUGUUCUGGGAUCCAUGAGGUUGGGAAAGUAUACCGAGUGGUUUAAUGAUGUUUCCUCAACUGAAAUAUCUGACAAAUGUGAGGAUGUAUUAAAUCAACUAUCAAUAAAAUAUGGGUGCAAAACAAUAGAGAUCAUAAUACCCGAGCUGCAUGAGAUGCGAACUGCUCAUAUUGUGUCUAUAGGUUCGGAAUCACUAAGUUCAUUGAAUCCCGACUUUGAGAAUGGGUAUGGAUCAAGAUUGACAUAUGAUACUCGAACCAACUUGGCACUUUUUAGGUCAUUCUCAGCAUCAGAUUAUGUAGCUGCUCAGCGCCUUCGGAGAAGGAUAAUGUACUACCACAUGGAGAUAUUUAAGAAUGUGGAUGUCAUUGUAACCCCUACAACUGGCAUGACAGCACCAAUAAUACCUCCAAGUGCUCUUGCAGUUGGAGAGUCAAAUUUGCAAGUCUCAGGAAACCUCAUGCGCUUCAUUAUAGCAGCAAAUCUUCUGGGGCUUCCUGCCAUUUCUGUCCCUGUUGGGUAUGACAAGGACGGACUACCCAUAGGCAUCCAACUUAUAGGCCGGCCAUGGUGUGAAGCUUCCAUUUUACGUUUAGCAGCUGCAAUAGAGGAGAAUUGUUCAUCCCCCAAGAAAAAGCCAUUGCAGUUCUAUGACAUAUUGAAGAAGGGACAUUAAACAAUUUCAAUUAAAUAAAACUAAAUCAAGAUUACAGAGUGAAUCGCUAUAUCAUGUAAACUCAUAUGAUAUAACCAUGUAAACUACUCAUGUGCAAAAUACGGAGUAAUACGGAGUAAGAACUACAAAAAGGAAGACUACCAUCUUACCUUUUUGAGUUGUAAACACAAAAUGAGGAUCUUCUAACAUUUUUCUGUAAAUUUUACGGAGUAUAUAUUUAGGUCCACAAAAUGAAUGGGAAAUUUAGGACCAUAAAAGAAUUUGUUACCU
Cuscuta campestris is the source of this 2543-nucleotide messenger RNA. The record is from the annotation of a GenBank genome assembly. Lineage: Eukaryota; Viridiplantae; Streptophyta; Magnoliopsida; Solanales; Convolvulaceae.